AUGCUGAAGAAAAUUCUAGCUUUCCUGGCAGCUAUGCAGUUGGCAAGCUUAUUUGAGAUAAAUGGAGAUAACCAGGACCAGCUGUAUUUUGCUAUUCAGGUAACGAGGCAUGGUGCCAGAGCAACCUGUAACCACAUUGAUUUUCCAAAUAUUACCACCCAUUAUUGGGAAACUCCUUUAGGCCAUCUCACAGAACAAGGGGAGAGGCAGCAUUACUUGCUUGCCAAGAAGCAUGAGAAGAGGUAUAGACACCAGGCCCAUCUGCUUAGCGACACAUUUGAUCCAAAUGAGAUUUUGAUUUAUUCUACUAAUGUUGACAGGACGAUAAUGAGCGCUUAUUCAGAACUGACAGGCUGGUAUCCCCUCGGCUCAGGUGAUAAACUUGCCAGGCAGGAGAGAUCUCAAAGUCUUCCUCCGUUUGAGGUCACUGGCCUUGAAGAAACUCUGAGCAAGCUUGAAGAUGAUGCCUUGUUAGAGGGUUUCCAGCCUGUUCCAAUUCAUAUGGGAGAAGAGAUUAAUAAAAUACUUAAAGGUCAGGACGAAGACACUUGCCCAAUCUUCAAAAAGCUUAAGGAAGAAGUAAUGAAGGACCCAGUAUUUCAACAAAGAAUUGAGCUCUACAGGGAUACAGUCGUUAAAAGCUUGAAGGAAGACUGGAAUCUCAAUGAUAAUUUCAAUAUCCAAACUGUCGAUCCCUACACUGAUAGUUACUACUCAGCAAUGUUCAAUUUGCGACUCAAAAAGGAAUUCGAUCUUGGAAGGGAAAUAGUCGAUAGGCUAAUAGCUGAUAGGUACAACUACUACACUCUUUUGACAGAUGAAAUGACCAGGCUUGCUUCAACAAAGUUUCAUAACUUUGUACAUACAAGGAUGGACCAGAGGAUAUACAGCACAGAUUCACCUCUCAGAUUUGUAUUCAUGAGUGCUCAUGACUCUACCAUUGCUUCGCUAUUAGCAGGCGUAGAGCAGAAGCAAGAGACACAGCCAUUCUUUGCCACCUCUAUCCUCGUUGAGCUCUGGAAAAAGGCAGGCACAGCUGGAGAUAAAGAUGAAGAUUUCUAUGCUAAAUAUCUCUAUGACGAUCAACCUCUCAACAUCAAUAAUUCCUGUGAUGACCAAGGCAGAUGUGAUUACGCUGGUUUCAAGAAUUACCUCAAAAGCAGAGAAAUUGAAGGAGACUUUGACGAAGCUUGUGCAUAUACAGAAUCCUCCUCAACUACAAUGAUUGUUGCUAUCUCAACUUCAGCUGCAGGGCUUAUUGCUCUAGGAGUGCUCUCUUUUGUCUACAUGAAGAGAAGAGGGAAUAAAAACCAGCAAGAUUUCAACAGAUUGAUCAGCUCAUAACAAUCAAAACACUAAAAUUUCAAUCUUUGCUUAAA
Molecule: messenger RNA, 1379 nt
Organism: Moneuplotes crassus
Lineage: Eukaryota; Ciliophora; Spirotrichea; Euplotida; Euplotidae
Source: the annotation of a GenBank genome assembly